This is a messenger RNA of Camellia sinensis, 982 nucleotides long. NCBI's taxonomy places the organism in Eukaryota, Viridiplantae, Streptophyta, Magnoliopsida, Ericales, Theaceae. The record is from RefSeq and is a predicted model, not a curated record.
CACAUUGAUAUAUUGUGGGAAUGAUUUUGUUUGUUUCCGUGAGUUUUCUCAACAAGCAAACACUAAUCCGAUCAUACUCCGAAGGAACAAAACGCAACGCAACGCAACGCAGCAUAACCUCUCUUUCUUUUCUUUUUUUGGGUUCUGGAAAGAUGGGAUGACAAAUAUGGUUGGUGGUGAUAUUGUGCAUGGGUGUCUUGGUUUCAUCGUCGUUGGGUGCUGUUCAAUCGGACAAGCUCCUGGUGGACGACGAAGAGUACGGACUCGAAGGGGGCCGAUCUCCCCCUGAUCUCCUCACUAGUACUAGUCCAUCUGCAUCUGCUGUUCCGAUAAGUAGUAGGAGGAGGAGGUCUUCGGAUCUCGAUUCCGACUCCAAGGUCCAGUUCUCCCUUGAGCACGCCUUCGGUGAUUCCCACUUCUCCCUCGCCGGCACCUUCACCGCUCGCCUCAAGACCUCUUCUCAUGGCUCCCGGACUCUCACCAAACUUCGCUUUUCAAGGGAGGCUUUUACUGAAACAGACAAGGAAAAGUUCAAGAAGCUAUUGGAAGGUGAUGACUUCUACAGGAUAAGAGUGCCAUCCAAUGUGUUGAGCCCUCCUGGAAGGGAGUAUAUUAUUUCGUCAGUGAAAGUGCCUGCAAAGUGGUCAUUCAACUCACACACUGUCUUAAAGUACAGUGAGCAGGCACCAAGAACUCUAGCAAUUGCAGAAGAGAUACUUGGUGGUGAGAAUGGACAUGGUGAAGGUUUAAAGCCACCAGAAAGGUCCUUUUUGGCUAAAUAUAUAUUUCUCGAGUAGCAGUUUGCUUUUGUGGAAUACAGGUGUUUGAAGAUUGCGAUUUACUUUUAUUUUUGUUACCCACAGAAGAAUCAUGAGGGAAACUUUUGUUUUUGAUUUACGUUAUUUUGAAUUGUGAACGACAUUAUGUAUUUAAACAUUGUGUAUGUAUUAUGCAAUAUUAUGUAGUGGGAUAAUUUUGCUAA